UUGACGCGUUACGGGAACGAACGAAGAUUCUUAUUACCCAUCCCAAAAUGUUUUGCUUUCACUUUCAUCUGGCCUGAAAAUUAGAUCCUGUGUCUGUUUGCCACGCACGCAUUCCUUGUACGCGCAAACUCCUUACAAACUACAAAUAAAUUUUGGCUCCUCCAUAAGAUCAAUCAACGGCAGAAUUUGUUCUUACGAUAGCAAGACCCAAUUAACACCCUCGAUAUGGUGGGGGAAUUUUUUUGAAGUUCCAAUAAAGUGCUGUUUCCGGGUCUCCAACCCACACAACAUCAAUGCUACUUGAGCUAUAGAACAACAAACAACAAUUAGUUCAUUGAGGCACAAAUCUCUAGACGAAGAGCAUUACUAAAGGAAUGAAUUUGAUUUAAGUGAAAAACAGUUCUGUUCUGUUGAGGAGAUUGAUCUUAAUUGAAGUUUGGGUUGUGGGUAAUUUCAAAUUUGUUCUGUUUAUUUUUGGUGGAUUGUUAAGAGGGAGUGUAACAAACACCAUCUGUCUAGAGGAAUUCAAAGAAUUGUAAUAAGGAAUGGGCAUUCCAGUAACAGCUAUUGUAGUUGUUCUAAUGCUUCUUGCUUACCUCGGGUUUCCACAGUUUCCUGUGAAUGACCACACAAAUACUACGAAUUUUGACCUCAAACAAUGGUUCAUCCCAAUAUUCCAUCAUGCAAGCAAGGCACAAUUUGCAUAUCAAAUUGCUUCUUUCCUGUGGAAGGGUAGACUUUUGAAGAGAUCCAUCGGAAGUGGAAGGUUUGCCUCAAUAAUUCUUAUACCAAUAGCAGUGCAAGGUUAUUCUUCAAUUUGUCAUGGUCAGUUAUGGAUGAUACUGUUUGGCAUGGAUGGAUUCCUUCUACCUGCUUACCAAAACCACAAGGCACUGAUCAUAGCAGCAAUUUUCACAGAUGAGUUGGCUUCUGUUUAUUUCUUGUACCCUGCCAUACCUUUGUCUGGACCCAUUUGUGGUACCCUUGCAGGUUUGCUAUGUUCUUAUGCACCUCAAUUAUUAGUCAGUUUUUGGGACAUGAUAUACAGUUGCGAGGAACGUCCAAUCUUGAUGAUUGUGAUGGAGGAGAGCUCUGACAUAAGACAACUGGUUUGGGAGUGUCAAUCUUGUAAUUUUAAGAAUGGAGUGUUUCUUAAUGAUUGUGAGAGCUGUGGGAGAUCUCGUGAGGCUUUUGCGUAUGAUAAUUCUGUCAUGGUUGCCUCAGAAAGCUCUUUGAUGAUCAGGACAUCUAAUCCUGAGUUUGACAGAGCAGGCUUGGUUUGGAGUUGCAUGUCUUGCAAAUCUGAGAAUGGAGUGUUUCUUCAUGUUUGUGAGAGUUGUAGGACACCCCGUGAGUAUUUUGCACGUGAUGAUUCUGUCAUGGUUAUCUCACAAAGUUCUUUGACAAGUGGAACCCAUAAUCUUGAGUUCGACAGAGCAGACUUGGUUUGGAAUUGCAUGUCAUGCACAUUUGGUAACGGAGCGUUUGUCCAUGCAUGUGAAAGGUGUGGAACAACCCGUUUGGUAAGUGACUAGAACAAAAUGCAGUUAUCAUGUUCUGUUCAUCCUAUACUUUUUCACAUCAAGGAUUGCCAAUGUCUUUGAAGGUCCCAAGUCUUUAGAUUCAACUUCACAAUUACUUUCAACAUGGUUCAUUGAACACUGUCUGUCUUUGCCGAUUCAGAUGGUGGGUAGAAAUAUCUGAAUGCUUCUUUGCAAUAAUAGAUCACGGGUAGAUAGAUUACAAGUGGGAUGGACUUUCAGCCUCUGCUUGCUUGGAAUUUGAAAUCACAGAAAUUAACUUGGAGAUUGAUGCAGACCACCGUUUCUGUGACAUGACAUAGACCAUACUGCAGGAAUUUAGGGCACCUGACAUGCCCAAUAAAAGCUGUGCCAUUGGAAUUUAUGUAUAUUAAGUAGUGCUCUGUUUGUAAGCUAAUGCAUUGUUUUCAUUUGAAUAUAAUAUGCAAUAUCAAAUUUGUUUUAUGUGUC
Messenger RNA from Cryptomeria japonica (Japanese cedar), 1991 nucleotides. RefSeq lists its product as uncharacterized. The coding region runs from base 546 to 1535 and encodes 329 amino acids. Gene Ontology annotation, molecular function: serine-type endopeptidase activity. The transcript is spliced from 2 exons. NCBI's taxonomy places the organism in Eukaryota, Viridiplantae, Streptophyta, Pinopsida, Cupressales, Cupressaceae. The record is from RefSeq and is a predicted model, not a curated record.